Molecule: messenger RNA, 1305 nt
Organism: Balearica regulorum gibbericeps (East African grey crowned-crane)
Lineage: Eukaryota; Metazoa; Chordata; Aves; Gruiformes; Gruidae
Source: RefSeq, a predicted model, not a curated record
UCCAUGGAGAAGGUGAAGGUGAAGCGGUACGUGUCGGGGAAGCGGCCCGACUACGCGCCCAUGGAGUCCUCGGAGGAGGAGGACGAGGAGUUCCAGUUCAUCAAGAAGGCGAAGGAGCAGGAGGUGGAGCCCGAGGAGCAGGAGGAGGAGCUCGCCAACGACCCCCGGCUCCGGCGCCUCCAGAACCGCAUCGCUGAAGAUGUGGAGGAGCGGCUGGCAAGACACCGUAAAAUCGUGGAGCCUGAAGUGGUGGGAGAAAGCGAUUCAGAGGUGGAGGGGGAAGCUUGGCGCCUGGAGCGGGAGGACACCAGCGAAGAGGAGGAGGAAGAGAUCGAUGAUGAGGAGAUCGAGCGUCGGCGCGGGAUGAUGCGUCAGCGAGCACAGGAGAGGAAAACUGAGGAGAUGGAGGUGAUGGAGUUGGAAGACGAGGGUCGAUCCGGAGAAGAGUCCGAGUCAGAGUCCGAGUAUGAGGAGUACACGGACAGUGAGGAUGAAAUGGAGCCGCGUCUCAAACCUGUCUUCAUCCGCAAGAAGGACCGGAUCACAGUUCAGGAGCGAGAAGCAGAAGCCUUGAAGCAGAAGGAGCUGGAGCAGGAGGCAAAGAGGCUGGCGGAGGAGAGGCGCAAGUACACGCUCAAGAUUGUAGAAGAGGAAGCGAAGAAGGAGCUGGAGGAGAACAAGCGCUCGCUGGCAGCACUGGAUGCGCUUGAUACAGAUGAUGAGAACGACGAGGAGGAGUAUGAGGCCUGGAAAGUACGUGAGCUGAAGCGUAUCAAACGGGACCGUGAAGAACGAGAAGCCAUGGAGAAGGAGAAGGCGGAGAUCGAGCGCAUGCGGAACCUGACAGAGGAGGAGCGCCGCGCUGAGCUUCGGGCCAACGGCAAGGUCAUCACCAACAAGGCAGUGAAGGGCAAAUACAAGUUCCUGCAGAAGUACUACCACCGCGGCGCCUUCUUCAUGGAUGAGGACGAGGAGGUGUACAAGAGGGACUUCAGCGCCCCGACCCUCGAGGACCACUUCAACAAGACCAUCCUGCCCAAAGUCAUGCAGGUCAAGAACUUCGGGCGCUCGGGGCGGACGAAGUACACACACUUGGUUGACCAGGACACCACCUCCUUUGACUCUGCCUGGGGCCAGGAGAGUGCGCAGAACACCAAGUUCUUUAAGCAGAAAGCGGCGGGCGUACGGGACGUCUUUGAGAGACCCUCAGCCAAGAAGCGAAAAACCACUUAAGGGAGCGGGCAGGAGGGCAAGGCGUGGCUGACGGCUGGGCAGGAGGGCACUUCUCUGCCUGCUGCCGGGAGC